AUGUCGGACGAGGAGGGGGAAACAUUACCACCGAACGCACAAGACCAAUAUGGCCAGCAAGUCGAUACAGACAAAGACGCAAUACCCACUGAGCCGGACACUAGAGAUGGUGGAUCAACAACGGAUGGAAAUUCCGGGCAAGGCACUGGACAACAAAUUGACAACCAUCCGGGAGAUCCAAAUCCCAUUCCAGAUUCAUCCACUGAGCCUGGUUCCCGACAGGACGCACCUCCAAAGGCAAAUGUAAAACAAGAGUCGUUCGACAUACCACCGAUGACACUGAAGCUAAAUGGUUAUGAAGAGUUGAAGAAAACGCUUCAGGCCACCAAAGGAAACACCUCUAACUUCAGUAAGACGGUCAAUAAGCUGAAGCAGGAGAAGAUGGAGCUAAAGACGCAAAACGAAGUCUUAAUGGAAAGAAAUCGUACCUUGGAAGCGUACAUCAAGUAUCUCGAAGAGGGUAUUGCGAACACAAAUGCCCAACUCAAUGAGAUCAACUCCAUGAUGACGGGGUCAUGA
Molecule: messenger RNA, 519 nt
Organism: Aspergillus tubingensis
Lineage: Eukaryota; Fungi; Ascomycota; Eurotiomycetes; Eurotiales; Aspergillaceae
Exons: 1
Coding region: 1-519 (172 amino acids)
Source: RefSeq, a predicted model, not a curated record